CUGUUCCUAAAAGUUCAACCUAGCCCCUGAAUGAAGUUCUGUUUCGUUUUUAUCAAUAGACUAUUUAAAAGGAUACAGCUAAGCCCCUUCAUUGCCCCUUCUACUUAAGAACCGUUAACUUGAGAUUGCAUGGAUACAACUAGAUCUAGUUACCUCUAAGUUGCUGUUGUGUGUGCUUCAAGUCCUACUUUGCCACACUAGAUAAUAGUGGUACUCACUGUGACAUGUGUCCACAUCACUUCACUAACACAAAACUCACAAUUUCUUAACCUUUCUUAAGAAGAGUAAAUCCUUACUCGGCUAAAUGAGGAGCUUGGUGAUGAAGCAUAAUCCAGGGAGACCUCACUGAAAUUAUUAAUUCAAAUUUUAGGUCGAUUAUACACUUUUAGAGUUUGGCAAUCCUGUACAUGAGAAUUUAUAGAAGGCAUAAUUUCUUACCAUUAUGUAAUGAUAACCAAAGGGUUAAAAGCAUUGAGUCCUACCUUUAUCCAAUGCGGGCAGGAUGGGGGUCAUGUCACAUAUUAGCCAAAUAAGGUGACAAGUGACAUCUGGUUUUUUUAUCUGCAUCAUAAAAAAUCAAUGGUUGUUAAGUAGAAGGGGUACUAGAGGGACGUAGCCGUACUUAGAUAGAUUGAGCGGGACAAUCCGGCCUGCCGAAGCAAAAGCUUUAAAGCCCGGCCGGCCCAAGGAGGCCCAAAAUACUUGAUGGGUCUGGGAGGAUUUUAGUCUAAUGAGCCUCCUUGUCCCAUGUGCUCGACCCAUACCCUCAGCAGAUGGCCACGACCUUAGGCUUCCGAAUUCCGUUUGGGCCACCCGUGUUGGCUUGGCUGAAUACCCCUUAGAUGACAUCAUAUGAUCAUGUAAAUGUAUACGUAUGAAUAUCCCUCUUCUUCGAAGGGGAAGGAUGCGCUCUAAUCAAACCCUAAUAUUGCAUAUCACUGCUUUAUUGUCUUGUGAGUUGUGACCAGGCUAUCCCCGGAUCCAAGAUUUGUCAUGUACCAUUUUAAAUAGUUCAAGGAUACAAACAAGCCAAAAAUAUGUUCAGGGGCCGCAUUCAACUUUUUAGAAUAGUUAAGCUUUAGCCAUUUUGGGGGCAUGGGUGUACCUUAUCCCUUUAUGAUAUUUUACUUUACUCCUAAAUUUUAAAGCACAUUUCUAUGGGUAUACUUUUCUAGUUCAAGAUUUUAUCUUCACUUCAUCCAACUCCAGCAGUUUGUGGGUAUCCAACAGAAGCUGCACGGGUUUUAAUAGCAGAAACUGAAAUGUUUGAUCGAGGAAUGUAUGCUGGUCCUGUUGGUUGGUUUGGAGGGGAAGAAAGUGAAUUUGCAGUUGGAAUCCGAUCAGCUUUAGUUGGAAAGGGUCGUGGUGCAUUGAUAUAUGCUGGUACGGGGAUUGUAAAAGGCAGCAAUUCAUCUUUAGAAUGGGAUGAACUAGAGCUGAAGACGUCACAGUUCACCAAACUGAUGAAACCCGAGGCACCUGUAUUAGCAAUUAGUGGAGACAGUCGGAAGAUGGACCGAGGGGGUUGGUGAUUAUCAGUUAGACAUUCAUUUGGUUUUCUCAUAAUUUAUGGUAUAUGAAAAAGAAAAUGAGAAAAAUGUGGCUAUUGGAGUUAUUAGGUGUAUGGAAUAUCAUAAAAGUAAUGAACAUAUUAAUUGUUAGUAAUGCGGUGAUUUCCUCGGGGUUAGGCCGGGAGAGCUUGUAAGACCAUAGCGGAGAGGGGAGAGGCUAGGGAUCGACUUUUACAACGAAUAUAGUGGAAGACUCAGUUUGAACCUGUUAAUGUGGAGGACAAUGGCCUUUUGUCAAUACUGUGGUUUUAGGGUAUAACAAGUUUCAACUUUGUAAAGCAAAUUAAGCUUAGGACGACACCGCAGUAGUAAAAGUUUGUCAAAUUUAACUACAAUAAGUAAAAAUAGAUAAAUAUAUAUAUAUUUAGAGAGGGGAUGUAGUAGGGGAAAGGUUCGCGGGCGAAGUAAAGUAUAAACCAAACAUGAACGUUGGAACACAUGCAUAGGAAAGCUGGAGAAUAGUGUUGGAGGCUCAGAAUAUUUAUUUCCAUAUACACGACACAGCUUUUGAUGAGAGAUCCAACGACGACGACAGGUUUAGACGACGGUUUGCCAAGAUCAGAAAACGUUAUAUACGAAGAGGUCGUGCCUCUUUUCGAAUGGAAUCCAGAUUCAACAAGUCAUUAUUGGCUUCUUCUUCAUGUUCCAGGUUUAAUUAUUUACAUAUAAUAUAGAGUAAAUUCCAUAAAAGGUCCCCAGUUAU
Cuscuta campestris is the source of this 2274-nucleotide messenger RNA. The record is from the annotation of a GenBank genome assembly. NCBI's taxonomy places the organism in Eukaryota, Viridiplantae, Streptophyta, Magnoliopsida, Solanales, Convolvulaceae.